AUGAUGCGUCCAAAACGACGAUCAAAUCACCAUCAUGAUAAACGAUUUAGCUAUAAAUCUCGACAUCGAUAUCCAUAUCCACCAGCAUUUUAUCCAGAUAUGAGUGUGAAUCCUCUACGAUCACGUAGACAAAUUCGUACUCAAGGCUUUACGAGUUCAAAUUUCCAUGCUGAAAUGCUAAAAUUACAUAACUAUUAUCGUGCACGUCAUUGUGCAUCACCACUUGUUAUAGAUCAACGAUUGAAUCAAAUAGCUCAAUCAUAUGCUGAAUAUUUAGCAGCUACAUCAACAUUCGAACAUAGUGGAAAUAAAGUUGGGAAUGAACCAUUAGGAGAAAAUCUAUAUAUGCAAUUGAUAUCUUAUGGUCAAGCAAAAACGUCUGCCAAAGAAGCAGUUAAAAGUUGGUAUGAUGAAGUAGCAAUGCAUAAUUUUCAGCGUCCAACAUUUUCACCAAAAACCGUUCAUUUCACACAAUUAGUAUGGAAAUCAUCGAGAAAAUUGGGUGUUGGAAUAGCUUAA
Rotaria sp. Silwood1 is the source of this 519-nucleotide messenger RNA. Lineage: Eukaryota; Metazoa; Rotifera; Eurotatoria; Philodinida; Philodinidae. The record is from the annotation of a GenBank genome assembly.